Messenger RNA from Penicillium egyptiacum, 1458 nucleotides. The record is from the annotation of a GenBank genome assembly. Lineage: Eukaryota; Fungi; Ascomycota; Eurotiomycetes; Eurotiales; Aspergillaceae.
AUGACAAUCACAAAUCCUAUUCGUCGAGUAGGUGUCAUCGGCGCGGGGCCCUCUGGCCUUGCUGCUGUCAAAUACCUGCUCGCCGAGAAAUGUUUCGAUCGAAUCGAGGUCUUUGAGCAAAGAAGCUCCGUGGGAGGAGUUUGGAACUACAGUCCAAGUUCCUCUAAAAAGGGGAUGUCAACAACUGUCCCACAUUUAACCCCUCAUGAGCCAGCCGAGAAGCCAGUAUGGAUUGAUGGUACUGCUGGGCGUGAGGCGACAUUCGUGUCUCCGCUAUAUGAUCGACUGGAAACCAACAUUCCUAAGGAGUUAAUGCGUUAUUCGGAUAAGGCCUUCCCAUCGGAAGCCCAGCUGUUCCCCAAACACCGGACAGUGAGACAAUACCUCGAAGACUAUGCCGAAGAUGUCAAAAGCCUCAUUCAAUUUGAGACACAAGUCUUAGAAGUGAAACUUAAGGAUGAAACUCUAAGUACCUGGAGUCUAACGGCAAAGAGUCUUUCAACUGGCAUCGACACAACCCACACUUACGAUGCUGUGGUGGUUGCAAGUGGCCAUUUCACGGUCCCUUAUAUACCUGACAUCCCAGGAAUACAAGCAUGGGACGCAUCACACCCGGGUGCUAUUUCUCAUUCCAAGUUUUACGACUCCCCAGAACCUUUCCAAGGGAAGAAAGUGGUUGUGGUAGGAAGUUCUGCUUCGGGUCUUGACAUUGGUGACCAGAUCAACGAAGUAAGCCAAGGCAAACUGUUGGUCUCCCAACGAUCUGAAUCAUACUUGGCUCCACCCCCGAAUGGCGAUAAAAUCAUCUGCCCGGAGAUAGUCGAGUUUCUUCCUCCGACAGCCUAUGACAGAGGUAUAAAGUUUGCGGAUGGUCGCGUUGAGGAACAUGUUGACGCCGUUGUUUUCUGCACUGGCUAUUUCUAUUCAUAUCCUUUCUUGUCUUCACUCAACCCACCGCCUGUGACCCACGGAUGGCGAACGAUGAAUGUCUACCAGCAAUUGUUUUAUAUAGACCACCCCACUCUUGUCUUCCCGGUGCUUUCGCAGCGGGUUAUUCCAUUCCCUAUGGCUGAGAACCACGCUGCUGUCUUCUCCCGUGUAUGGUCCGCAAGGCUUACACUCCCAUCAAAAGAUGAGAUGAAGGCAUGGGAGGAUGCUGAAAUUGAUGCCAAAGGGGGUGGAAAAGAGUUCCACCUUCUUCCAUUUCCCAUGGAUGCUGACUACCUCAAUUUUCUCUACGACUGGGCGGAAAAGGCCAACCCACGACCUGGACUGUCUAACAACGGACAAGGCAAACUUGGUACUCGGUGGGGUGAACGGGAAAGAUGGAUGAGGGCCCAUUUCCCAGAUAUCAGACGUGCUUUCGUACAGCGAGGUAACGAGCGGAGCGAGAUCAAGAAGCUAGCAGAGCUUGGUUUCGACUUUGAAGAGUGGAAGAGGCAACAAGAUUAUCACUGA